This is a messenger RNA of Helicoverpa armigera (cotton bollworm), 444 nucleotides long. RefSeq names its product chorion class A protein Ld2/Ld41. NCBI's taxonomy places the organism in Eukaryota, Metazoa, Arthropoda, Insecta, Lepidoptera, Noctuidae. Gene Ontology annotation, molecular function: structural constituent of egg chorion. Gene Ontology annotation, cellular component: egg chorion. The transcript has 2 exons. The record is from RefSeq and is a predicted model, not a curated record. Bases 1 to 444 code for a protein of 147 amino acids. Gene Ontology annotation, biological process: multicellular organism development; chorion-containing eggshell formation.
AUGUCUUCCUUCACUGUUCUGUUGCUCUGCAUCCAAGCUUGCUUGGUCCAGAAUGUGUUCAGCCAGUGUCUCGGCGCAUACGCACCUGCCACCAUCAUCGCCCCCGCCGCUCUCUCCGCCGCCGCUCCCUGCGGCUCCGGCCUUGGCUACGGCGCUGGUCUGGCUGGCUCCUACGGAUUGGCUUCUGGUUUGGGUUAUGACGGACUCGCCUACCCUGGCGCUGCCGGUUACGGCUCUGGAGUCGCCGCGUACGGCGGCGCCGGUGAAGGCAACGUGGCGGUCGCUGGUGAGCUGCCAGUCGCCGGUAACACCGCUCUGUAUGGACAGGUGCCCAUCAUGGGCGCUGUGAGCUUCGGCGGUGCUGUCCCGGCUGCUGGUGCCGUAUCUAUCUCCGGCCAAUGUGCUUGCGGCUGCAACACCCCCUACAACACCUACCUGUACUGA